Liolophura sinensis is the source of this 520-nucleotide messenger RNA. RefSeq lists its product as uncharacterized. Lineage: Eukaryota; Metazoa; Mollusca; Polyplacophora; Chitonida; Chitonidae. Bases 1 to 360 code for a protein of 119 amino acids. The transcript has 5 exons. The record is from RefSeq and is a predicted model, not a curated record.
AUGGCCCACAUUGAGCAGUUCACCGAUAAGCAGCUGCAACCUGACGGGCCCACUUUUUCCCCAAAGGCGUUCAUCAUCUUUCUUUCUUGUCUCAGAAAGAGAAAAAUGAAGGCUCCGUUGUUUAUUGGCAUUUUUGUGUGCCUUGUCAGUCUCACUUCAUCCACAUGUAUGGCCGGUCCAGAGUCCUCGUGCAUGGAGGGGUGGAACGUCGUUUGUAGCCGACCAUUGGCCGACUUUACCGUCAAGAAAGCCAAAAGAUUCUGUAAGAAAAUGCGGAACGGGCAGGUAGUCAAAGGACAGUGUGUAAUAGCGGGUGGAUUGGGUGUAAACACGAACGCAUGUUGUACGCUUGGGAAGUAAACAAAAGAGCAGCAUAACGAAGAGAGGACGGAAAGAUUUGAACUCAAGACUAUUUUGAUGCGAAUACAAAAACAUCAGUGAUGAUGAUUUGAGCGUUCCUUUCACGUACGGUGUCGUUUUCCCAUAUUAUAUUACAUGAGGGUUAAAUAAAUACAUCAGG